AUGUGGCUCCUGGUUCUGUGCCUCAUCCUGUUUUUGGGGGGGACUGGUGCUGCGCCCCAUGUCCAGUCACGGAUCAUCGGAGGCUCAGAGUGUGAAAAACAUUCCCAGCCCUGGCAGGUGGCUGUGUACAAUUUUAACAGAAUCCAGUGUGGGGGUGUCCUGUUGAACUCCCAGUGGGUGCUGACAGCUGCCCACUGCUUCAGCGACAAUUACCAGGUCUGGCUGGGUCGUCACAACCUGUUUUCAGAUGAGGCCACGGCUCAAUUCGUCCACGUCAGCGGCAGCUUCCCGCACCCAGGCUUCAACAUGAGCUAUACUGAAAUACACCACCGUGUUCCAGGACUGGACUACAGCCACGACUUGAUGCUCCUCCGCCUGAAGGAGCAGGUCCAGUUCACUGACGCUGUGAAGCCCGCCGUCAUGCCCACCCAGGAAGCAGAGACAGGCAUGAGCUGCAUUACCUCCGGAUGGGGCAGCAUCACCACUGGAGCGAGCAUUCUGGAUAUAAAUAAUUUCAAGUUCCCAGAUGACCUCCAGUGCCUGGAGGUACAGCUUCUGCCGAGAGAAGAUUGUGAAAAAGCGCACCCCCAGGAAGUGACAGAGUUCAUGCUGUGUGCAGGGAGCUUGAAAAAUGCUGUAGACACCUGUGUGGGAGACUCGGGGGGCCCCCUGGUCUGCAAUGGGGUGCUGCAAGGCAUCAUGUCCUGGGGCAUGAUCCCCUGUGGUGUCCCGGAGAGCCCGCCCUUGUUCACCAACAUUUUCAAGUACAAGCAAUGGAUAGAGGACACUAUGACCAACAACCCCUGAACGCCACCUUCUCCCCACUCCUAGUAAAGCCAAAUACGCAUCACA
Molecule: messenger RNA, 852 nt
Organism: Dipodomys ordii (Ord's kangaroo rat)
Lineage: Eukaryota; Metazoa; Chordata; Mammalia; Rodentia; Heteromyidae
Product: kallikrein-1-like
Exons: 5
Coding region: 1-807 (268 amino acids)
Biological process (GO): proteolysis
Molecular function (GO): serine-type endopeptidase activity
Source: RefSeq, a predicted model, not a curated record